AUGUCGCGAGUGGAACAGGCAGCAAAAGAUUAUGGACCAAUAUGGCCCAUGCUAUUGGAUUAUAGUCGCCGGGAAUGUUACCAAAUCCUUCGGCGAUUAGAAUUGGAAGCGUACGGUCGGAUUGUGGCCGUUUUUAGAGCACAGGGCGCCUUGACAAAUGAGAAGCGGAAAGUUCUACACAAGUUGCAAGGAUUUUUCGGUAUUUCUACUGAACGUCACAAAGCCGAGGUUCGACGGGUGGUUAACGAUGAAGAGCUUGCAACCAUAUCAGAAACGUUGUGUGGCAAAGAAGCCAGUGAUGAUUGGAUAUCUGAGGGGAAACGGAUCGUGCCCAUUUUGCAUCGUCCCAGUCCCGAAACUGCCUACCUAGAUGUAGCGAACAAAGCAUCCCAGGAACAUUCUACACUUAAUUCUGGACUUCCUCACCCAUCCGAUACCGCCUUAUCCGAAUCGCAGCUUGGGCGGAUUCGAAGAAACUAUAGGCUUUUCGACUUGUCACAAACAAAAGCUCCUUCCUCUAAAACCGUUACUUACGAUAAGGCUACGGAAACCACAAGAAGCCUACAGGGUUCUCCUGCACAUGUUCAAAUGGACGUUGAUGAAACUAUCUCAGGAUUAGUUCCUCGGGUCGAGUACGAAGUGACGUGUGAGACGGAUUCAAUCGGACCGGUUUAUUUGCAGGCUGGUAUCUUGAAUGGUCACAUACAAUCCGCAAUGCCCGCUCAUGGACAAUCCGUAUCGCUUCGCACACAGAGAGAAUCUUCUAGAGGUGACAAUGCUAAUCAUCAGCUUACGGGUGCUGUCUUACAUCGUUCACCUCAAGAAGUCACAUCAUAUUGCACGGUUGACAAAGAUAUCAAUUCCUACAAGCCGGUUGAUCUUGUUUCAACCUCACCAGCCAAACCGGGUGCACCCCCGCUAACAGUGAUUAAUGCUCAUUCACCGAGGAAGCGUUGCUUUUCCGCAACAGUGCCGUAUGAGACUACAACCACAUGGAGCGCAGUCAACGUGGUAUAUACUCCAUCCACUGCUGCUACUCCCACAAAUAGGCGAACUUCAUACUCCCAUUUAACCGGUACUGUCACAAGUCCUCCGGACAAUCAACGCAUCCCGAGUUCCACGGGUGGCACUGGUACACUGCGUGUCGCGCAACCAACGAUGGGUUCUGGUCAACUAAUUCAAACACCUAGUUUAGGAAAAACGGUUCCACAAGCCUCGGCUAUCGUAACCCCACCCGGAACUCCUCAAGUAACGCGACCACAAACAUCGUUGGUCAUGCAGGAAGCGACUGCAGCCUAUCAGCGUAUCCCCUGUAGUUCGGUCGGCACGCUGUUCGUCUCCACCAGACCCACACCCUCAACCCUCGCACGAAAAUAUCCUAGUGCACUAUAUCCCCAGACAAAUAGUUUUAAAUCUCCAAACGUUGGAUCACGCCUCCAUGCCACUCCUCCCCGCCCUUCGACUGCGGUGCGAUCUACUUCAGACCCUCCUGAAUCUGUUACUCGCCAACUUUCCGUGGCCCCGAGUCCGACUAUAUCUUCUGUCCAAAGUUUACACGGGGUGUCCACUCCCAAUCGAAUUCAAGGAGUGAACACUGUAUUCAUUCCUAGUCCGGACUCAUCCCGAGUCGUGUCUACCUCUCCGUUCCCGAAACAUUCGACUUCUCUCGUCACUGUUCCUACAAACCAGCUCCUCACUGGUCCACCAAAAUCCGAUCAGCUAUCCGAUGUUCCUACCUCUCAAAUGACGAAGCGAUUGGUUUACCCACCAAACACUAGUAUGUUUGUUCCCUCCACAUCUUCGACCUCAGUCUCUGGGUCAUCGCACAACAUCACGAGCAACAAUGUAGUUGUUUUUCAGAGGACUGCCAAUCGGAAUAUUGCACUUCCCGCUGCAGCUGCCUUGAAAGUUGGCACGUCUGUGAGUUCUACACAACCUCCGGGCAGCAAUAUAGUCUCCAGUGGGGGCGUUCCUUCGUCUACUGGAAGUCGUCAGUUGCGCAUACUUGGUGUAUCUACGGUAUCACCCUCCCACCCGUUGUCAUUUACCGCUCCUGCCACUACCGAGUCGUCGUCCACUCCGGAAACCCCUGUGGACAGUGAAAGAAAGGUGGGUUUCCUGAACGAUUUUCUCCCCGCUUCCCUGUCCAUUUUUUCUCUUGUGCAUUAUACUUGUCUUAUUUUGUUGAUCUUCCAGGCAGAGCUCAGUGUUACUUCGCAGUCAGAAGACUUUAUUCCCUCGCUUCUUGCCCGGGCAUCUCGUCUCGGUGCUAUGCUCGACGUUGAUUUAGACGCAGAUGAAGUGCCUCCCGAGCCGCAGUCUGAUGCGGACGUCCCUCAGUGCGCAGCCACCACUGGCGAUUUUCCUCAAACUGAUGGUAUGGACUCUGAGAGUUGUUGGACUCAGUUGAAUCGUGAUGCCUAUUACGCGGAAUCCAACUCUCCAUCAUCUGUUAACGCCUCAUGUAACACACCAGAAACCUCAAACUCGGUAGAGCUCCUUCCAGAGGAUCCAACAUCGAGGUGGCAGACAUUGAAGGAUCUGCUAACCUACCUGAAGCAGGUUGCCAGUUCAUUUGUACACUGCGCUGCCUCAGAUGAGCCAGAACCACAUACACUAAAGAAAAGUUUCGCUCCCGAUUGCCAUCUACUGGAUGCCUUACGAACUGUACGCCAGCUUGGUGCCUCUCUGUGUACACUAGGCGAGGAACGCGGUGAAACAACCGAAGCGUUAACUCUUACCUUGACCACCGUAACGAAUUUCUUGGAUGCUUUAUUAUUGGUGUUAUUCAAGGGCAAACAAGUAUCCGUGCAUUGGUUGUCUGUCGAUGCCUCUAUUCAGUCUUCAGCUGCACUUGCACUGUCCAUUAGUCUCCAAUGUUUGUCGAACACUUUGGCCGCAUUUCAAACGCUGGAUAUUGAAUACCCUUCGACCACUUUGAUGUCCUUAACCGCCGUUGUGCUCUCCGGAUCGAGGACGCGAUUGUUACUCACGCAAACAAUUCUUCAUUCGUUCCAAUCUGUAACAGAAGAACAGCGCCAUCGAAUAAUCAGCUACUCCAGUUACUUACUUUAUUCUCUUCUCCGUGCAUUUCAUCAAGUUGGACUGUCAGACUCUGUCAAGAAUCUCGUCUGCACAAAAUUGAUUCAUGAGCCACUAGUGUUUAGCUCUCUGUGCCACUUAUCGAGCCAUGUGCUAGUGAUUCAGGAAGGUUUUUUGAGGAAUACGCGCUUGCAUGUUCAACUAUUGCUUCAUCAAGUUGCGGAUACGCUAGAUAAUUAUCCGUGCCGGGAGCCUGACCAGAGGAGCAGCUCCGUUUCGCUAGACGAUGUCCUUCAAAGUACGGGUAUUGUCUUGUGGCUGCGACAGCGGGCUGCGCAAGCUGAAUUCCAACAAUCACAGACAAAUAGUGGCAGAGUAGUGUCUCUUCCACAUACUUUACCUGCCUGUCUCUUGUUUUGGCAUGCCUUUCUCCAAGAAAGCGACCAGACGGCUGCCACUAUGGGUGUUAUUCUUGACUAUUUGUCUCAGAAACUGAAGUUAUCCUAUGAUUCGUGGUUCCAAGCUCUAACCACAGCUGUGAUCACUGCUGAUGAUCCACAGGAUCAUGAAUUUCCCUAUGCUCAGUUGCGAGGGCUCGUGCACGUAUUGGCCGAAGCGAUUUUUUCCAAAACACGUUAUGCCGAUCCUCUGAGCGGGAGCUCUACUCCCAUUUCCUGUUUUUCACAGGAAUCAGAUGCUUUUCAAUCACUCAUGGCUGGUCAAGGUGUACAGCUGUGGGACUGUUUAUGUGACCUACUUGUUAUGCUAAUUGUGACCUCCAAGCACUUGGAAGUUCAUUUUGCUGCUUCCAGUUCAUGGAUAGAGCAACAUCCCGUGAGGACAGUUGGGGGUUCCAAGUGCACCGUUUACCCAUCACGCAUAGCUGAGGUUUUGUCGCGUCAAAGGGCAAUGAAUGUAGUGCCCAGAUGCUUCGGUUUACGUAGUUUGAAGUUCACCAAGAUGUUGCUAGCUACGGCCUAUCUCGGACGGACUGCUAGCAACCGCCUAUCGAGUGACAUGGCACAGUCCACCGCUUAUGAUCAGUCCAAGGAAUCAGCUGUUGGAAACGAGUUAUUACAGCGCUAUUUUCAUAACAGUGUCCUUCAGUGCAAACUGAGGGAGCUGGUUGAGAUUGCAGCUGCGGAAGCUCAACUUGGUCGUUGGCCCAGUGCUUCACACCCCAGUUCGACCGAGGUGGAACCUUUACAACAGCACUUAACUGAACCAUUACAGCGACACUUGAAUCUCACUCUUCCAGGCGUGCUAAAAAUUUUACGCUUCGUGUGUUCGAUCAGCCGCGAAACGCUAGAACAUUAUACAGAAAACACACGUUCGACAAGUCACGGUCAGUUUCUUUUGGAACUGUUGAAUCCCCAUCGCCUGUUGGUCAACCUAUACGAUCCGCUUUCGCAUGUUGGCAUUCGCCAACCAAGCAGAUUACUGUAUGCGUGUCCCGGACUGCUUUUGGGUUGUAGUAUUCCCGUUCAAACAUCGUGUGACACUUUGGAGACGUCGCAUACUUCGGAAAGUCGCAAGCGUACAGUGGUGACGGAUGCUUUGGAUGAACUUAGCAGUCUGCUACCGCGCAAUGACUGUAUCUCGUUACUAAAUCGUUUUCCGGGUGUUUUACUGCGACCGAGAGAAGAACUCAAUGAGCUCCACACAUACCUCGUUGAAAAAAUGGGUCUACUCUCAACCGAAAUUGUGCGUGCGUCGCGGACACGAACCCAGAGCCAUGCCUUGAGACACGCCACCGGUUUGCGUCUGGUCAACUGUCCUGCAUGGUGUUUACCGAUCGAGCGAGUGCGGACUCGACACUCACUAGCACUCCUAACUGGUUGUUGGCCGCUGAGCAAGGCUGGCACUUCCUACGAAGUUUUUCUCAGCUCCAUGGAUGUGAACAUUUUUGAAUCCAUCUUAUCAAAGACUGCUUUUGGUCCAGAACCAUCAGGCAAAGGGUGGAGGAUACAUGAACUGGCUGAUUAUGCACCCCCGGAUGAGGAACCCACACAAACUACUGAUGCUCAGACUUAA
Molecule: messenger RNA, 5076 nt
Organism: Opisthorchis viverrini
Lineage: Eukaryota; Metazoa; Platyhelminthes; Trematoda; Opisthorchiida; Opisthorchiidae
Exons: 12
Coding region: 1-5076 (1691 amino acids)
Biological process (GO): regulation of DNA-templated transcription
Cellular component (GO): nucleoplasm
Source: RefSeq, a predicted model, not a curated record